Strongyloides ratti is the source of this 1731-nucleotide messenger RNA. RefSeq lists its product as hypothetical. NCBI's taxonomy places the organism in Eukaryota, Metazoa, Nematoda, Chromadorea, Rhabditida, Strongyloididae. The coding region runs from base 1 to 1731 and encodes 576 amino acids. The record is from RefSeq and is a predicted model, not a curated record. The transcript is spliced from 3 exons.
AUGCAAUCUGGUACUAUAGAUACACUUUCUCAAGAUACUAUAUAUAAUGGUGAUUUUUUAAGGAGUGUACUCCAAUUAAAUAAUUCUAUUAAUAACCAAAACGUAUCUCAUUCUUCACCUUUCUUAUCUACAUUUAAUUCUCCCACUAAUGCAACUAAUAGUGGAGGUAAUAAUAUUUCUACUUCAAUGGGACUAUUACCAAUGAUAAGUGGAAAUACGAACAGUUUCUCAAACAAUUAUCUCUAUAACUCACCACAAUUGUCUCUUGAUAAUCUUAUCAACUUAAUUAUAUCAAAUCCUUUAAUUUUUGGUAAUAAUUCACUCAAUUCACAAAAUCUCAUUAAUUUGAUGAUGUUACAAGCAUUAGGAAGUAAUCAAACUCCAACACUUACCAAAAAUCGACAAUUUCUUCCUACUCCUGUAAGCAUUCCACAACAACCACCACAACAACAAAAAGCUCAACAAACACCAACUUCAGUUUAUGAUAGAAUGACAUUAUCAAAUGAUGGUUCAAUAUCUUCAUUUCAACCUUCAUCUAAUAACAAUAAUCUAUUUAAUAAUAGUACUCCUUCAUCAGGAGCAGGAACAACUGUUAAUUCGAAUCUCUAUCUUCAACAUUUGGCUAAUUUAUUAACAGCUAAUCAGAACAAAUUUCAAAACAAUGGUAUUGUUUAUAAUCAAUCAAAUAUUUUAACAUCUAAUAAUAUAAAAACAGAAGUUAAUGGUGAUAUAAUUUCAAAUCCUAUAACAGUUACAUCAUCCUUAAAUAGUGGAACAGCAUUUGAUGAAAAUAAAUUACUAUUCCAAGAUACUUCAAGUAUUCUUUCACAAUCUGAUAAAAUUAAAAAGAUAUCAGAAAAUGUUGGUAUUAAUAAAUCAUCAUUAUUAUUAAAUAAUAAAAUAAGUACAAUAAAAAAUUCUAAUGAAUCAAUAAGUAGAAAAAGGAAAAUGUCUUCAUCUUCAACAGGAUACAUUGAACAGAUGUCCUCAACUGCUUGUAUUAAUGAUGGUACAUGUGAUGAUGAUACUAUUAAACAAACAUCUUGUACAAACUCUGGUAGAUCAUCAAUAGAAUUAUUUGAAAGAAGAAGAGCAUUCAGUGAUAUGCCAUUAGUAAUUAAAAAAAAAAAUAUUGGUAGUAAAGCUUCAGAUAACAGUCCUAAAAGACACCAUCCCGAUAAUCUUAUCCCAAGUGAUGGUAAAGCAAGAUUAGUUGAAAGUUUAGCAGCAAUGUGUUUAAUGAAUGGUGAAGCAACUCGUAUGUUAAAUACAGAAAUUUUUGCCAGUAUGUGGAAUGAUGAAGAAAUGAAAGAAGAGACUAAUAACAAGGAAACUAUUGGAAAAGGAGAUAUUAAAAUUGAUGAAUCAGGUUACACAUCAGCUGAUUCUAAUUAUUCUAAUUGUGGUGUUAAAUUAAAUUGUAAUGAGGAAAGAAAAUAUAAUUCACUAUUGACAGUUAAUUCAAGAUCUGUCACACCAAAUGUUUCAAAAGAUAAAAAUGAAUGUAAUAAUGAAAUUGAAGAUGAUACAAAAGAUAUAAAAGAGGGAAUUGUUCUCGAUGAAGAUAUUCAUUCACCAUCUUCUACUGAGGCUGAUUCAUCAUCAAUUUCAUCAUCAACAGAUAAUUCCAUUAAAAGUUCAUCUCCAACAAUUGUCUCUAAUACACCUGUUUCCAAAGAAACAUUCAAUGAUUUGUUAGAUGGAAUAUUAAACAAUCUUUUAAAUAAUUAA